Messenger RNA from Moneuplotes crassus, 923 nucleotides. The record is from the annotation of a GenBank genome assembly. NCBI's taxonomy places the organism in Eukaryota, Ciliophora, Spirotrichea, Euplotida, Euplotidae.
UAAAUUUUAUCUUUAUGGGUAACUGUGGAAGCGUAUGCUGUCCUGGCGAUGAGAAGCACGAGGUCUCUAAUAUGGACUCUCCUAAUAAAACACAAGGUAAACAUAAGAAGAAGGUAAUUACUGCCAAGGGAGCCUCCUCUGCAGCUGGAUCUAAGAAUCAGAAAGGACAAUUUGUUGAGGAAUAUGAAGUAGCUAGCAAGACCAAACAAACAAAAAGAGAGAAGAGAGACAAACAAAUUCUGAGAUCGGGUGCUGAGUAUACUGGAGAAUGGAUCGGCAAUAAGAGGGAUGGUGAAGGAGUCCAAGUUUGGAAAGAUGGGUCAAGGUACGAAGGAACUUGGCUCGAAGACCAAGCCCACGGUUAUGGCAAACUCUACCAUGCCGAUGGAGAUAUCUAUGAAGGCGAAUGGAAGAAUGACAAGGCACAUGGUAAAGGAAAAUACAUCCAUUCUAACGGAGCUACUUAUGAAGGUGACUGGGAGAAUGAUAAACAACACGGUUACGGUGUAGAAAUCUGGCCUGAUGGUGCCAAAUACGAAGGUGAGUACGCUCAAGGAAAGAAAGAAGGCAAAGGCAGCCUCUUCUUUGCUGAUAACUCCAUCUAUAAAGGUCAGUUCAAAGAUAAUGAGAUUAACGGAAUUGGAAAAUACGAAUGGACUGAUGGAAAAGUUUACAAUGGAUCCUGGGUAAACAAUAAGAUGAGUGGUCAUGGAAAGCUUGUCUGGAAAGAUGGUAAAUGCUAUGAAGGACAAUUUGAAGAAGAUAAAAGACAUGGAAAAGGCAAAUUUGAAUGGGCUGAUAAUAGAGUCUAUGACGGAGAAUGGAGAGCUGGAAAGCAACACGGAAGAGGAACUUUCGUUGGAUCUGAUGGAAAGAAGAGAGAAGGUGAAUGGAUAGAUGGGAAACGCGUGAAAUGGUUGUAA